Molecule: messenger RNA, 1438 nt
Organism: Scleropages formosus (Asian bonytongue)
Lineage: Eukaryota; Metazoa; Chordata; Actinopteri; Osteoglossiformes; Osteoglossidae
Gene: dus4l
Product: dihydrouridine synthase 4-like (S. cerevisiae)
Exons: 7
Coding region: 491-1408 (305 amino acids)
Biological process (GO): tRNA processing
Molecular function (GO): tRNA dihydrouridine synthase activity; flavin adenine dinucleotide binding
Source: RefSeq, a predicted model, not a curated record
UUCAUUUCGUGACAUAGAAUGUCUGCGCCAGCGCGUUAUAGUCCUGUUAUUCACAAGUUUUAAAGUCGUUUGAAAUAGAAAAUGCACUUUUUAAGUGCAGUUUUUAACUAGCAAUUACAUGGUGUACUAGUAUUUAAUAAAUUUGUAUUAAAUUCAUGCAACACUUGACAGGUGAGGAUGUGUUGUUGUGAAUGUUGAGGAAGCUCACGCGCUAACUCACACACUGACUGACUGCUGUGUGCUUCACGCGCUUCGCUGUCUAGAAAUGGACAUUUUAAAGUACUUUUGGGUCGCGAGCACUCGUAAGCCAGUCGAACUUGUACAUGAUGCAUAUGUGGGGAAAUAAAACUGUUACGCCGGUCCGUCCUGACCUGAGACCGAGUUCCUGAAUCCUGAACCUGUACACGUGUGAUGUGGACGAGACCAACGUGUAUUAUUUUUUAUAUUAUUGCACCGGCUUUCUUGCUGUGAUUUACAUCAAGACGGAGACAUGGACUCCAAAAAUAUCAUGGAUAUGUUUGAAAAAGGAAGAGUCCUCAAAAUAUGUGCUCCCAUGGUCCGUUACUCAAAGUUGGCAUUCCGAUCUUUGGUGAGGAAGUACGACUGUGAUAUAUGCUUCACCCCAAUGAUAGUGGCUGCUGAUUUCAUGAGGUCUAUUAAAGCACGGGAUAGUGAGUUUACUACUAAUAAAGCGGAUCGCCCACUGAUUGUGCAGUUUGCAGCCAAGGAUGCGAUGACCCUUGCGGGAGCUGCCAGUGCUGUUGCCCCCUUCUCAGAUGGGGUGGACCUAAACUGUGGCUGUCCUCAGAGAUGGGCCAUGGCUGAAGGAUAUGGAGCAUGUCUCAUAAACAAGCCCGAGCUGCUCAGUGAUAUGGUACGGCAGGUCCGAAACCAGGUUGAAAAUCCCAACUACACCGUUUCAAUCAAAAUAAGAAUCCACAAAGACCUUAAACAGACUGUGGACUUGUGUCAGAAAGUUCAGGCAGCUGGCGUCUCCUGGGUCACCGUUCAUGGCAGGACAGUGGACGAGCGACAUCAGCCAGUCCACUACGACGCCAUCAGGACCAUCAAAGACAGCCUCUCCAUUCCAGUAAUUGCAAAUGGUGAUGUUAAGAACCUCAGAGAUGUGGAAUCUACAUAUCUGCGUACUGGAGUAGAUGGUGUGAUGGCAGCGAGGGGUCUGCUAGCCAAUCCUGCCAUGUUUGCAGGAUAUGAGGAGACACCGUUGGAGUGCGUGUGGGACUGGGUUGACAUUGCCCUGGAGCACGGAACGCCCUUCACUUGCUUUCACCAUCACCUCAUAUACAUGCUGGAGCGGGUCAGUUCACAGCCAGAGAGGAGAGUGUUCAACGCAUUGUCCAGCACAUCGGCCGUCAUCGAAUACCUUCAGAAAACUUAUGGCUCUUGACUACCACCUCAUUUUAAUUCCUGUUUUAAC